Penaeus vannamei (Pacific white shrimp) is the source of this 1775-nucleotide messenger RNA. The record is from RefSeq and is a predicted model, not a curated record. NCBI's taxonomy places the organism in Eukaryota, Metazoa, Arthropoda, Malacostraca, Decapoda, Penaeidae.
AUGCUAGAGCAGCGUCCAGAAGUGCUCGUGUCGGUUUGGUCAAGCUUCAGCGGCUGGGGACUAGAGGUUGACGGCUGUAACAACACUCAACAACAGGUGUUCCCGCUCGGUCACUACUGGGCGCACUAUGCUGACCUACAGUGGCACUUGGAUCGCGUGGCACCCGGACGCAUCCUCGUCCUCACGGUAGCCGUGUCUGGCGCCAUGGGACUCCGCCAAGCAGCCCUCCAACUCGCUCGCCUCGGCUCCCUCUUCGCCUUGCACCUCACGCCCAUGGCACACUGGACAUGGGUCUUCGUCAAGGGCGGCCGCACCAUUUCAGAGACGCGCCGGGCCCGGCACCAGUACCUCUACCACACCCUCAAUGCCCUCCUCACUGCCCCAGGGGCACAACGUAACAACGUCCUCGUCGUGCUUGGGGACGCACCACAGCCUACCACGCAACUGCUACGUCUCAUCAACGUCAACUUCACCAAAGUUCCUGUUCACGGGGAAGGCAACCUCAAGCUCUUCCGUUACUACCGUAGCGUCUUCCAACUGGUGGCUCGCACCUUCCCCGACGCCCCUGCAGUCAUUUUCCUGGACGAGGACGUCGAGGUCUCCCCAGACUUCUUCUCCUACAUGAGCCAGACUCUGUGGCUGCUCCGCGAGGACCCCACACUCUAUUGCAUCAACGGUUAUGGAGGAUCCAAAGAAUUAUCAGAAGAUGAGACACAGGUUGUCCGUUCCGAUACACAGGUUUCAUGGGGUUAUGCCGUUUCGCUUGACUUUGUGCGCGAAGCUUUGGCGGCCUGGCAAAUCAAACAGGAAGGCUCUCUGUAUGAUUAUUGGCUAUACAGUAGUGUGGCCAAGGGCCGCGAGUGCGCAGUGCCUGUUCGCAGUCGCACGCGCCACUAUGGCGUCGGCAUGAAUACUGACGCAUGGAUUCACGAAUUUUUUUUCCUGAAUAAUCCAACUGUGCAGGUGCCUAUGGUCCAGCUCGAACAAGUGGCCCGACUGCAACUGCCCCUCUGGCGCCAGCACCUUGAGAACAGCAUCCGUAAUGCCACGCUUUUGAGAGGCAAUCCCUGUGGUUCCGGGUUUAUUCCCACGAGUACACAUCCCGAAAUCUUGGUGUUUUACGUAAAUAUGGAUAUGAAAAUCGACGGCUCUCCAGACAUCGGCGAUUACUUUUACGUGGCUCACUGCGUGGGCACGUGGGGCCUCUCACCACAUGGAUUACACGAGGGCGUGCGAACCGUGCAACCCUCCAAACACACUACUCUACACAUUGUGGGCGUUCCUUACUCGUCUUAUUCUUACCUCCGCCCACCAACCUUACUGGCAUGGACAAUGAAAAACGUAAGUGAAUCAGAAAAGAUGAUCAUUCAAGACAGAUUUGCGGCUAAAAGCAGUAUGAAUAUUGCCAAUGAAAAAUUAACAACAGAUGACUUAUUAAACUUUUUAACUGUCACAGGUCACACUAGUAAUGAGUGACUUGAUUGACAAAUACAUAAUAACAGUAAUUAGGAAACUAAAUUCUGCUAAAAAAAACUGUAAAGAAGUGUAAGUCAGAAACUGAUGGUGAAUGCGAAUGAUCGAGUGCAUUGGUCAUAUAGUGUGUUAAGUAAUCAUGUACAGCUGGCGAUUCGGUCCAUUAUACAAAACGACUUGGAAAGCAAAUGAGAACGACUACUACAGCGCUUUGGUAAUUGUGGACACUGUGACUGUAACUAAAAUUAAGUCUACGAGCAUCAGUGAAAACAAGGAAAUAUGUAUCUAUAUAUUUAUACAAA